CCACCUGACGCCGCAUGGUGCUUCGAAAUAUUUGACUGACCAAUCGAAGCGAGUGCUUCCCAAGUGCACUUGAACCGUAGCCAAAGAGACACGCAAGAUAAACAAAGCGCGACUAAUGCAAAUUUAAUGCAUUUGUUCAAUACGCCAAAGCGAUUGUAUAUGAAAUGUUGUUUCCGCUAACGUAGCAUCGCGUGUGCCGUGUCAAAUCUCGUAUGUCUUAAUUUUACACAACAUUUAAAAGCCUAAAGAUGUUUAUGAGGAGGAAAAGGUUAUCGGAUAACGCGGAGUCCGAAGCGACCGAUUCGAGAAAGCUCGAGAGGAAACAGUGGAUCGAAAUGGGCAACAGUUACGUCCUCGCACUGUGGGGCCUGAUUAUGCAUUUAAUCCUACUGUGGGGUGUGUUGGACGUUAACUUUCAUUCGCCUGUCAUCAGAGGACUGCCAAUCGUACCGGCGCCCACCGGAGCACCGGCCAAAAGACUGCUGCUCUUCGUGGCGGAUGGUCUGAGGUUUCAGACGUUUAUAGAGAAGCCACCACCUUACCUCAGGGAUGCGAUGAAGAAUAGGGGUGUCUGGGGAAUAUCUCACACCAGAGUGCCUACAGAAUCGAGGCCGGGGCACGUCGCAAUCGUCGCGGGAUUGUACGAGGAUCCCAGUGCCAUCUUCAAAGGGUGGCAGGAGAAUCCGGUGGACUUUGAUUCUGUCUUCAAUCAAAGUCACGCUACUUGGGCCUGGGGCAGUCCGGAUAUAAUACCGAUAUUCACGAAAGGCAGCAAACGAAACGUUCACGGACAGAGUUAUCCGUCCACGUGGCAGGAUUUUGACGCUAACAGCAAUGAGACAAGACGCCUGGACUCCUGGGUGUUUGAUUCUUAUUUGAAAUGGCUGCAAUCCUCCACGGCCGAGGCGGUGAGAAGUCAGAAUGGGAUCAUCUUGUUCUUUCAUCUGCUGGGAUGUGACACUCUGGGACACGCUAAGAAACCACAUUCCAGAGAGUACGUGGAAAAUAUGAACUACGUCGAUCGGAAGAUCAAAGAGGUUGUGAGCGCGACGGAACACUUCUUUGGGAGGGACACCACCGCUUAUGUAUUCACGUCGGACCACGGAAUGACCGAUUGGGGAUCUCACGGAAGCGGUCUGCCGUCCGAGACUGAAACGCCGUUGGUCGCAUGGGGAGCAGGAGUAAAAUCGUCUGGCUUCCGUCAAGAUGUCGAACAAGCGAGUAUAACUCCCUUGAUAGCAUCUCUAAUAGGAAUUCCUAUUCCCAUAAAUAAUGAAGGGGCAUUACCGUGGCAGUAUUUCGACAUGGAUUAUCGCGAGUAUGUCGCACAUUCUUUAAUCAGCAAUGUGAAACAGCUCGCGCAUCAAGUAAGCGGAAAUCGCGAGAUAAGCUGUCAAAACAGUGGUUACACCGACUGGCGGGAGGCACGCUUGAACGACAAAAUUCGUAAAGCCAAUCAGCAUAUCAGUAGAAGAAAUAUAAUGGCAGGAAUUCGAGAGGGCGAUGAUGCAAUUAGUUUCAGCAAGGAAGCCUUGUCGUACUUCAGACAGUAUCAACGAAUACGAUUUUUAGUAUGUUUAUCGUUGAUGUGGCUUGGCUGGAUAGUUUUAUUAUUCUUAAAAAUAACUGGAGUACAGCAUCAAUCUUCGCAAAAAUCUACAUUAGUAAAUAUCGGAUUUGCGAGUCUACUAGCACUAAUAUGGAUUAGUCAUAUAAUGUCCAAUUGCGACAACUGGAGAUUGCCAUGCUACGAGUCCCUCGCUAUAAUCUCUGUAUGGCUUACCGCUGCUACUUUCAUCACAUCGACACCUCUAUUUGAUACAAAUACAGAGAACCUAUACAUAAAUAUUGGAGGCACGGUGUUGCUACUGGUGAUGCUAUUUAUUGGAUUUACAUACAGAUUUACUCUCAGCAUAGGAAUAUUGUUGCUCAUGUUGAUACGGCUGAUAAAGUCAGAAAGUGUACCUGCUUUUAUGGUUUGGACGUCGCUAGCACUGGCUGUGUUUCCAUUACUGCCUGUCGUCGAGCCGUAUCCACGCGUUUAUAUUGUGAUAAUCGGCGUAUGCGUAGCAAUAGGCAUAGUGAUUAUUAAUGAGAUGUCACAAAGCCGGAAAAUAAUGGAAGUUAUACGUCUAGUCAUUACGAGUCUUGUGUACAUAGAGCUUAUUGAUGGCCGGUAUUGGAUAUCGUGGAUUAUCCUGCUGACCACACCACUGUACAUUUGGUAUCAUCCGGUGGAUACCAAGAAAAGAACGUUGGGCGUAAUGCUCGGAUUUUUCUGCCCUCUCACGUUACUGUCGGCAUCGUACGAGCCGAUCUUCUUUGCGGCUCUUACAAUCAAUUUACUAUCUUGGCUGGAAGUUAGUUCACCUACCUCAAAGAGCUCGGGGGAGCGAGGAGAGAUCACGGAAGACCUGAUCAAAGCGGUGUUUUUUAUGUUGUACAUAUUAUUGUGCUUCUUCGGCACGGGAAAUAUGGCGAGCAUUAGCUCAUUCGAUCCGUCCUGGACACGCCACUUCGUCACCGUUUUCUCCCCGUUUCUGAUGACGUCCUUGAUAAUUUUUAAACUUAGCAUUCCUGUGAUAUUAGUGGGAUGCGUGUGCUACUCUUUAGAAUCGGAAGAAUGUAAAAAGCCCAUCACUCUAGCUGUGCUCCUCUUAGGCGAUUGUCUGUCACUGCCUUUGAUGUAUUGUGUCACGCCAUAUGGCAGCUGGCUCGAUAUCGGUAGCGCUAUCAGUAAAUUCGUUAUUGCUAUCACUCUUCCCUGUCUCUUUGUACUGCUGCGGUGUCUCUCGCGUCCACUUAUGAAAGUUGACUUGGAACGAUCUCAGAUCGGUAUACUAUCUCAAAAGAAGCAUAUCGUAUAGAGAUUUUUAUAUAAUUAGGAAAAUUAAACCAAUGACUGUUUUGAAA
Messenger RNA from Wasmannia auropunctata (little fire ant), 2913 nucleotides. It is a transcript of the gene PIG-N, whose product is annotated as GPI ethanolamine phosphate transferase 1. The coding region runs from base 249 to 2867 and encodes 872 amino acids. Gene Ontology annotation, biological process: GPI anchor biosynthetic process. NCBI's taxonomy places the organism in Eukaryota, Metazoa, Arthropoda, Insecta, Hymenoptera, Formicidae. Gene Ontology annotation, cellular component: endoplasmic reticulum membrane. The transcript has 8 exons. Gene Ontology annotation, molecular function: mannose-ethanolamine phosphotransferase activity. The record is from RefSeq and is a predicted model, not a curated record.